Phacochoerus africanus (Common warthog) is the source of this 1582-nucleotide messenger RNA. It is a transcript of the gene CD72, whose product is annotated as CD72 molecule. Gene Ontology annotation, cellular component: plasma membrane. The coding region runs from base 159 to 1256 and encodes 365 amino acids. Gene Ontology annotation, molecular function: transmembrane signaling receptor activity. The transcript has 9 exons. The record is from RefSeq and is a predicted model, not a curated record. NCBI's taxonomy places the organism in Eukaryota, Metazoa, Chordata, Mammalia, Artiodactyla, Suidae.
UUGUGACUGUAAGUCACAAGGCAAAGCACUAAGCUGUGUGUAGUCACAGAGGGAACACAGAACCUAAAAGUGUGAAGGGACAGAGGGGAAAGUGGCAAGGAAAGCCUGGAGCCCGUGGAAGAGGGGGGAGACAGGUGGGAGCAGAGGUCCCCAGGAUCAUGGCUGAGGCCAUCACCUACGCAGACCUGCGGUUUGUGAAGGCUCCCCUGAAGAAGAGCGUCUCCAGCCGGCUAGGACAGGACCCAGAGGCUGAUGAAGACGGAGAACUCACCUAUGAGAAUGUUCAAGUGCCCCCAGGCCCAGGGGGGCCCUUGAUCUUGGCUCCUUCUGGAUUAGGGAACAACACAGGGGCGCAGACUGAGCAGCCAACGGCCGCCUGGAGCUCCGCGACGUCACCAGCUGCCAGGCGGAUUCUCCCGCGCUGCGCGCGGUACUUCCUUCUGGGCCUGCUCCUCACCUGCCUGCUGUUAGGGGUGGCCGCCAUCUGCCUGGGAAUGCGCUAUCUGCAGGUGUCUCGGCAGCUCCAGCAGAUGAGCAGGGUUCUGGAAGCCACUAACAGCACCCUGAGGCAGCAGCUGCGCCUAAAGAUAACCCAGCUGGGGCAGAGGGAAGAAGAUUUGCAGGGGUCCAGGAAGGAGCUGGCCCAAAGUAAGGAAACACUACAAAUGGAACAGAAGAUUUGCCAGACUACCAGAGAGGAGUUGCAGGCCUGCCAGUUGGACAGGGAGACGACAGAUGAAGCCUUGAAAAACAAGGAGGUACAGAGGAUAAACUUGGAGCGGAGGCUGAGAAGUAUGCAGGACACACUGAAGCCCUUCUUUACAUGCUCCUCACCAGAUACCUGCUGUCCUGUGGGAUGGAUACUGAACGAGAGGAGUUGCUUUUACAUCUCAGUUGAUGAGAGAAGUUGGGAGGAGAGCCAGAGCCAUUGUAAAUCUCUGUCCUCUAACCUGGCCAAAAUGACUGACAUUCUUUAUUCAUAUGGACAUUAUCUUCGUUAUUAUUAUCCCGGAACUAAAGUGUUGACACACAGGAAUUCACUUGAAUCAUACUGGAUUGGCCUCAGAUAUCAAAAUAACUUCUGGAAGUGGACUGAUGGUACCAGAUACACUACGUUUUUUGUUCGAGGCCCAGGAUGUGUCAAGGUGGAAAGCAAGACACAUCAUAUGGAGAAAGAGGACUGUCAUGCUUCUCUUCCCUCCCUUUGUGAGAUGGCAGCUUUCAAGCAUCCAGAUGAGGACUACUCUGGAUACUGACAUCAACAGAGCCUGUGCCCUUCAUUCCCCAACAUGCAGCCUGUAGGUCUCAAGAUCCAUCUCCCUCCAGUGUUUCCUCACUCUGCCUGGACAGUGGCUGGCCAAGGGCUGAUCCAUGCCCACCAUUUCUAGGCAAGCCUGUUGCCUGCUGGAGAUCUGUCCCCAAAACUGGACUCUUCCUGGGGAAAGGUGAAGAAACUUCCAGAAGAGACUUUGGCUUCCUAUGAAACCUCCCAUAGUGGGAUGGGUGGGGAGGGCGCACGGGCUGAGCGGAUAGGGGCAGCCCGGAGCCAGCCAGGCAGUUUUAUUGAAAUAUUUUUAAAUAA